Pelodiscus sinensis (Chinese soft-shelled turtle) is the source of this 897-nucleotide messenger RNA. The record is from RefSeq and is a predicted model, not a curated record. NCBI's taxonomy places the organism in Eukaryota, Metazoa, Chordata, Testudines, Trionychidae.
ACUCACUUGCUGUCUCUCCUUCCCACAGCCUCCAAGCGCCGGCUGCCAGCCCCCUCCUCCAGCAUGGCCGAUCCUCAUCAGCUCUUCCAUGGCACCAGCUCCAGCAGCACCCCGGCGGGCAGGGGCUGCAGUGCCCAGCAGCCCCCCACUGUCGGCUACCCCACACAGGGCUCUUUCCUGGCCGAGCCCAUGUCCAACUUCGCCAUGGCCUACGGCAGCACCCUGGCCAGCCAGGGCAAGGAGAUUGUGGACAAGAAUAUUGACCGCUUCAUCCCGGUGACCAAGCUGAAAUAUUACUUUGCUGUGGACACUGUCUACGUGGGCAAAAAGUUGGGGCUGCUUCUCUUCCCCUUCAUGCACCAGGACUGGCAGGUGCAAUACCAGCAGGACAGGCCUGUAGCGCCGCGGUUUGACAUCAACGCCCCGGAUCUGUACAUUCCAGUCAUGGCUUUCAUCACCUACCUCCUGGUGGCGGGCUUAGCACUGGGAACCCAGAACAGGUUUUCUCCCGACCUGCUGGGCUUGCAGGCUAGCUCGGCCCUGGCCUGGCUGAUUGUGGAGGUGCUGGCCGUCCUGCUCAGCCUCUACCUGGUGACUGUGAACACAGACCUCACCACCAUCGACCUCGUCGCCUUCUCGGGGUACAAGUACGUCGGGAUGAUUGUUGGCGUCGUGUCGGGCCUGCUCUUCGGCAAGACCGGCUAAUACCUGCUGCUCAGCUGGUGCUGCCUCGCCAUCUUCGUCUUCAUGAUCCGGACGCUGCGGCUGAAGAUCCUGUCGGAGGCGGCGGCCGAGGGCGUGCUGGUGCGGGGGGCCAAGAACCAGCUGCGCAUGUACCUCACCAUGGCCAUCGCUGCCCUGCAGCCGCUCUUCAUGUACUGGCUGAGGUUCCACAUC